Molecule: messenger RNA, 1989 nt
Organism: Gracilinanus agilis (Agile Gracile Mouse Opossum)
Lineage: Eukaryota; Metazoa; Chordata; Mammalia; Didelphimorphia; Didelphidae
Gene: CLCC1
Product: chloride channel CLIC like 1
Exons: 11
Coding region: 218-1885 (555 amino acids)
Cellular component (GO): endoplasmic reticulum; membrane
Molecular function (GO): chloride channel activity
Source: RefSeq, a predicted model, not a curated record
AGUCCGUUUGUUUACGUCGGGCGCCUAGGCGGCUGAGAGAAUGCCCCCGGCUAUUGUGUGUCUGUGAUACCCCGGGAAGGGGACCGGCAGGUGUAGGAUCCCCGGUGGGCAGCAGCGUCCAGAUUCUGGGGGAGAGGAAGGCGUUCUCUCUGUGCUGAGGUUUUCUCAUCCGUCGUGUGGGAGAGGGUUGAAGGCCCUAAUUUGGGAUUCAUUCAGGAUGCUGAAUUCUUUGCUUCUAUGUAUAUUUCUGUUCAUGGUACCUGGAUAUGCUUAUGAUGAUGAGUGGGUUGACCCUACAGAUAUGCUUAAUUAUGAUGCUGCUUCUGGAACAAUGAGAAAAGCUCCUCAGGUGAACUAUGGAAAACCAGAAAAGAAGGAAAUAAGUCUUACAGAUUCCAACUUGUCGUGUGCUGAAGAAAUGUCAGAAUGUUAUAAAAGACUUGAUUCUUUAACUUACAAGAUUGAUGAGUGUGAAAAGAAAAAGAGAAAAGAUUAUGAAAGCCAGAGUAAUCAUGUUUUUAGGAGAUACUUAAAUAAAAUUUUAAUUGAAGCUGGAAAACUUGGACUUCCCACUGAGGAUGGAGGUGUUAUGCAUUAUGAUGCUGAGAUUAUCCUUAAAAAAGAGACAUUAUUAGAAAUCCAGAAGUUUCUCAGUGGAGAAGACUGGAAAUCAGGAGCCUUAGAUGAUGCACUAAGUGAUAUCUUAAUUAAUUUUAAAUUUCAUAAUUUUGAGACCUGGAAAUGGAAUUUUGAGACAACCUUUGGUGUGGAUCCAUAUAAUGUAUUUAUGGUACUCCUGUGUUUGUUGUGCAUUGUUAUGUUAAUAGCUACGGAAUUAUGGACAUAUAUUCGUUGGUAUACUCAAUUAAAACGUGUUUUAUUCAUCAGUUUCCUUGUUAGUUUUGGAUGGAAUUGGAUCUAUUUAUAUAAGUUAGCCUUUGCAAAACAUCAAGCUGAAGUUGCCAAAUUGGAACCAUUAAACAAUGUUUGUGCUGAGAAGAUAGACUGGGUUGGAGGUGUAUUUGAAUGGCUUAGAAGUUCAUGGACAUUUCGGGAUGACCCUUGCCAAAAGUACUAUGAGCUACUAUUAGUUAACCCCAUUUGGUUGGUUCCACCAACAAAGGCAUUGGCGGUUACUUUUACCAAUUUUGUAACAGAGCCAUUGAAGUAUAUUGGACAAGGAACUGGUGAAUUUAUGAGAGCCCUUAUGAAGGAAAUACCAGUAUUACUUCACAUUCCAGUGUUGAUCAUCUUGGCUCUGGGUGUAUUGGGUUUCUGCUAUGGCGCAGGAAAAUCAUUUGGUGUAUGGCGACAUUUAAGAGACUCAGAGAGAGAACCGUACCCAGCACUGCACCAAGGGAAAGGAAGACCACAGGGGGAAAUUGAUUAUAGGCGCCGUGAUGGAUCAGGUGAUACAGGUCUCUGUUGUCGGAGCCAUAUUUGUCAGAGUGAUCCAGGCCCUAAUUCCAAAGCAGAUGAGUGUAGAGGAGAUUUUUUGAGAGAGAGAGAUGCUGACUUGAGAUUUCAGACUGGCAACAGGAGUCCUGAAGUCCUACGGGCAUUUGAUAUACCAGAUGCAAAAGCAGAAGAGCAUCCCAAGCUGGUCCCCUAUCAGAAAUCACCCAUUUUGGAUAAAAAUCCAGAAGAGACUUAUGUAAUCUCAGAAAACAUCAAAGUGAAAGAAAGUAACAGUGAAACAAGCCAUUCAAUAGAGUCAUCCUCUGAGCAGAUCCCUGAGAAUAAGGACAGUGAGCUACUUCCAGUGGAGGAGAUCCCGCUGAGAGUUGAAGCCGGAAGCAGCGUUUCACAAGCUGGGGCCCACAGCUCAUCCACCAUCUUAGCUAGAAGACCGGAAAAGAACCAAGAAGAUAGCCAGCCUAGCUAGGAGGAGGUGGCCAUGGACAAAUGUGAAUAACCACGAGGUCUUGUGUUUUUGUAUUUUUCUUAUCAAGCAUUCUGUGUCCUCUAUUGCUAUCCUGGUAUUUUCUA